Messenger RNA from Oncorhynchus keta (chum salmon), 1645 nucleotides. Its product is annotated as ectonucleoside triphosphate diphosphohydrolase 6-like. The record is from RefSeq and is a predicted model, not a curated record. Gene Ontology annotation, biological process: nucleoside diphosphate catabolic process. Gene Ontology annotation, molecular function: UDP phosphatase activity; GDP phosphatase activity. The transcript has 10 exons. Lineage: Eukaryota; Metazoa; Chordata; Actinopteri; Salmoniformes; Salmonidae. Gene Ontology annotation, cellular component: Golgi apparatus; membrane. The coding region runs from base 539 to 985 and encodes 148 amino acids.
CACACACUGACAUAAUUAAACAGACACUCUUGUGUUUUCAAUACAACUGGGGUUCCCAGUUGCCUUGAACGCAUUUAAAUCGGAGAUUUUCGAGUUGUUUUCAAAGCGGUAUCGGGGGUUGGUUUGAGGCAGCGAUGAUAGAGAAAGGAUAGAGCGAUAUUAGAGAGCAUUCCAUUGGCCCUAAGGUGCAAACUGCUUUCCGGAGGAACACCAGAAAUUACAGCCUUUAGUUUUGUAUGGAACUGCAGAAUGUGCCUUACAUACACCAGUCACCAUGAGGUUUCCCGAAGAUCAGUGUUUUUGUCUUCGUGGGCUGCCUGGUGGCUUACCUGAUGUUUGUUAAGCACCACUAUGAUGGUGUAAGGCCAGCCAUCUCUUAAAAUACCACCUCACUUCCACCCCAGAUUGGGCUUGUCGGGCAACCCAAACAGACCAACCUCCUCAGAAGUGGUCAGCGGACGUUUCCAGUAUGGCGUUAUUUUUGAUGCUGGGAGCACAGGGACAAGGAUCCAUGUCUUCAAGUUUCAACUAGAGGACAAUGUGUAAAGAAGGGAUCUUGGAGCUGUUGGAGGUGGCCCAGGACGGCAUUCCCUCCUCUGUGUGGAGCAGCACUCCUCUGGUCGUCAAGGCCACCGCAGGCCUUCGCCUUCUGCCUGGGGAGAAGGCCACACACCUGGACAGGGUGAGAGAGGUGUUUCUGGAGUCUCCAUUCCUGUCCAGAGGGGACAGUGUGUCUAUAAUGGAUGGCACUGAUGAAGGGAUCUCUGCUUGGAUCACAGUCAACUUCCUCAUAGAAGACCAUCUGGGCCUUACCCAUCGAUUACAUGACAUCAUUUCAGAUGUUCAACAGCACCCACACACUCUACUCACACAGGAGAGCCCAUUUGAGUCCUGCCUUAGGAAAGUGGAGAAGUUGCUGUUUCAGAAGGUGAAGAAGGCAGAGGAAGCCAAAGAUAUUGAAUUCUAUGCCUUUUCAUACUACUGACAGAGCUGUGGAUCUGGGCGCCAUUGAUGAGAAAACAGGAGGGACUAUAAAAGUCAGCGAUUACAUUGAUGCUGCUAAAAGUGUGAAUUCUUGCAAGAAAUCACCAUUUCUCCCAGUGUGCAACGGAAUGACAGUUAUUCCCAGAGAGAAUACUUUCCUUUGUCUGGAUCUAACCUACAUCUCUCGGAUGCUGCAAGAGCUUGGUUUUCCCAAAGAAAAAGUAUUUAAGCUGGCGAGGAAGAUUGAUGAAGUGGAGACUAGUUGGGCUCUGGGGGCAACUUUCCACUACAUCGAGUCCCUCCAGUCAUUGAGCUGCCAGUUUCACCUCACUUGUUGCUGCCAUGACAUGCCAGUGUUUUUCUGUGCUGCAAAGUAUAUUCAGGCCAUUUUCCUAAAGUGAUUGCACAGAGCAAAAGUACAAAGUUUCCCGAAUUUUAGUUUAUUUUACCAGUUGCCUUUGGAUUUUUGCAGGCGUGGUUUGUUUAUACUUAAUGAAUGUUGGUUGUGUAAUAAAGCACAUGCUACUGCUGUAGUUUAAAAGAGCAUGACCAGUUAAAUAUAACAUUGUGCUAAAAUGUCAUUUUCUGUGUACAAUUCAGAAUCCACUGGGUUAAUGAAGGCAUAUGUAUUUUGAAUAAAAGAAAACAAUGUUAUAUUCCA